AUGUCAUUGGUUGCAAUUUUUGUCUUGCUGCUUAUUGCGGCUUUCGCGUAUUUUAACUUUGCCAAGCUUCGACGCGAAGCUGACAAGGUCAAGUCAAGGAGUGUCACACCAUCCACCGUUGUAACGCAAGAGAUUGCACCACAAGAAUCCGCAGAAUCAGAACCAUCAGCACCGCCUGCUGAAACAUCACUUCCACCACCGCUACCGUCUGCACCGCCAAAAUCUGAACCGUCCUCGCCAAAACCUGAACCGCCUCUGCCAAAACCUGAACCGCCCCCGCCACCAAUUCCAUCGCUACCAGCCGAACCGCCACCAAUUCCAUCACUACCAGCCGAAUCGCCACCAAUUCCAUCACUACCAGCCGAACCGCCACCGUCCGCAUUUCCAGCACCCAAAUUGCCACCGCCACCGCCCUCAUCGCCAGCACCCGAACCGCCACCGCCACCACCAUCGUCCUCAUCGCCAGCACCCGAAAAAUCUGCUCCCGCCGAAUCUUCCUCGGGUGUUUUGUCGCUACCAUCUUCAUCUUCUACUCCGGGAUCUGCAGGGUCUGAAUUACCAAAAAUAUCAGGCCAAUCCUCUCAACCAGAAAGUCCGAUUUUGUCGCCGACAAGUGAUGUGCAUACUGCAAAAAUUCUGGCCACGCCAAUUGAUGCACGUACUGCAGUGGAAUUAGUAUUACCCAAUCCAGCUGUAUCAGCAAGCAAUUCACAGAGUGGAGCGAUAACAACAGGUGGGACAAUUCAAUCAGAUUCCAGCACUCCAUCUACACAAUCCAAAGAUAAAGAUAAACCCAAGAAAAAGAAGAGAAGGAAAAGGUUGCUUUCUGAAAAGGCUAUAAUUCGAAUAGUUUUAUGUCCUUUGUUAAGAUUUGCGGCUGCUCAUAAAUAG
Messenger RNA from Cercopithifilaria johnstoni, 891 nucleotides. The record is from the annotation of a GenBank genome assembly. Lineage: Eukaryota; Metazoa; Nematoda; Chromadorea; Rhabditida; Onchocercidae.